Molecule: messenger RNA, 3132 nt
Organism: Arachis stenosperma
Lineage: Eukaryota; Viridiplantae; Streptophyta; Magnoliopsida; Fabales; Fabaceae
Exons: 1
Coding region: 1-3132 (1043 amino acids)
Biological process (GO): proteolysis
Molecular function (GO): aspartic-type endopeptidase activity
Source: RefSeq, a predicted model, not a curated record
AUGGAGCAUGUUGAGUCACAAAUGGGAAGGGAUACUAUUCCUUCUCAAUGGGGAGGCAAGAAGGUACGUUCUUCAAUUGAGCCUAGAGGUAAGGACUCUAACUUCUUAGAAGAAAGAGUUUCUAUGUUAGAAAAUGUUCUAUCCUCUAUGGAUGAGCGGUUCCAAAGGAUAGAACAUGACAAGGAGACCCUCGAGGCUCACGUGUUAGGAGAACUAGAUGCUUUCAAAGAAAGCAUGCUCCAAAUCGAAGAGAAGCUUGAGAAUUCCUUGAAGCUAUUUGAGGAAGUUCGAGUUUGGUUCGAGGAGGCGAAAUCUCGACCAACCAUUAUAAGGGAGACGACAAAGAUUGAUCUCCCCAAGCCAAAGGAGUUCAAGGGCGUAAGGGACGCUCGCAAGGUGGAGAACUUCCUAUGGCAAAUGGAGAGGUACUUCGAAGGCCAAGGGGUGGUCGAAGAAGCAAUAAAGGUACGCACUGCAGCUCUCUACCUUUCUGAUAAUGCUACUUUGUGGUGGAGGAGAAAGUGCGUAGAUAUGGAGAAUGGUACUUGCAACAUAACCACAUGGGAAGAUUUCAAAAGGGAGUUGAAAAGACAAUUCUUCCCUGAAAAUGUGGUUUAUGAAGCAAGAAAGAAGUUGAGGGAGUUGAAGCACAAGAGUACAAUUAGUGACUACGUAAAGGAGUUCACUACUCUCACGCUUCAAAUCCCCAACUUAGCAUCAGAUGAUGCAUUGUUCUUCUUCAUUGAUGGACUCCAACCUUGGGCAAAGCAAGAACUACAAAGAAGGAAUGUUAAGGAUGUCGAUGAGGCCAUCGUGAUGGCCGAAUCACUCACUGAGUAUCAUAGGGGAGACUUUAAACCCAAGUCUUCCUCCAAGCCUAGUUCUGCUAAAGGUGGGGGAGACAAGGGGAAGAGUUUCUCAAUCAAGAAGGAAGGAAAAUACUCUUCAAAGAAAGAGUACGAGGAAAAGAAGAAGGCUUUCGUGCCCAAAGGAGGAUGCUUCGUGUGCAAGGGGCCACACCAAAUGAAGGACUGUCCCAAGCUAGGGACUCUGGCAUCUAUCGCCGAGGAACGAGAAGCUCAAACUCAAGUAACUGAGUGUGUUGGAUCCAUCCAACACAUAAAUGCUGUGAAGGGCAAAGAGGCAAGCACCGCAGAAAAGAAAGGCUUGAUGUAUGUCAAAGCCUUUAUCAAUGAAAAACCUGUCAUGGCUAUGAUCGACACUGGUGCUACACACAACUUCAUCACGCCUGAUGAAGCAAGGAGGCUCGGGUUGAAGAUCACCGAAAAGAAUGGUUGGUUCAAACCCGUGAAUACCAAGGGUGAACCCCUUAAGGGAGUAGCAAAAGGGGUUGAGAUGACUCUUGGUUCUUGGAAGGGCCUUGUGGAUUUCUCAGUAGCACCCAUGGAUGAUUUUAAAAUAGUCAUCGGGCUCGAUUUGCAAAGGAAGGCAAAUAUAAUACCUAUACCAUACUACGACAUAGUAUGCGUCAUGGAGAAAGGGUCUCCAUGCAUGGUCCCUACAGUCUCUAAAGUUGGAGGACCACCGAUACUCUCUGCUAUGCAACUCAAGAAAGGGUUCAAGAAGGGAGAGAUUACAUAUUUGGCUCUACUACAAGAGGAGUUAACACUUGAAAGAGAAGACGUUCCUCUCGAAAUCAAGGAAGUCCUUGAAGAAAAUAAGGAUGUGAUGCCUUCCGAGUUGCCAAAACAACUACCACCUAGGAGGAAGGUGGACCACAAGAUUGAAUUGGAGUUAGGAGCAAAGUCGCUCGCCUCAACACCGUAUAGAAUGACACCGCCAGAACUCGAGGAGUUGAAGAAGCAACUCAAGGAUUUGCUAGAUGCUGGGUUCAUCCGUCCAUCGAAGGCACCUUAUGGCGCACCAGUCUUAUUCCAAAAGAAGCAUGAUGGUUCAUUGAGGCUAUGCAUCGACUAUCGAGCACUUAACAAGGUAACCAUCAAGAACAAAUACCCCAUUCCUUUGAUAGCCGAUUUGUUUGAUCAACUUGGUAGAGCCAAGUGGUUCUCAAAGCUAGAUUUGAGGUCAGGAUAUCACCAAGUGAGAAUUGCCGAUGGUGAUGAGCCUAAGACCACGUGUGUCACGAGGUAUGGAUCGUAUGAGUGGUUGGUGAUGCCUUUUGGCUUGACCAACGCUCCUGCGACCUUCUGUACCUUGAUGAAUGAGAUCUUUCGACCUUACCUUGAUCGGUUUGUAGUGGUCUACUUGGAUGACAUUGUUGUCUAUAGCAAUACUUUGGAGGAACAUGUAGAACAUUUACGAACCGUGUUCAAGAUCUUGCGAGAGAAUAACCUAUAUGUGAAGAAGGAAAAGUGUUCCUUUGCAAGGGACGAAGUCCACUUCUUAGGACACAUCAUUAAAGGUGGAACUCUCUGCAUGGAUCAAGGAAAGGUGAAGGCUAUCAAAGAGUGGGAGCCGCCAAACAAGAUAUCUGAAUUGAGGUCAUUCCUUGGGUUGGCUAAUUACUAUCGGAGGUUUAUCAAGGGAUACUCUGCUAAGGCUGCACCAUUAACUGAUCUUCUCAAGAAGAAUCACUCUUGGGAAUGGUCAAAGGAGUGUCAAAAGGCAUUUGAUGAGUUGAAGGCUGGUAUCACAGAAGGACUAGUACUAGCACUACCCAACUACUCAAAGGUAUUUGAAGUCCACACUGAUGCUUCUGACUACGCUAUUGGAGGAGUUCUGAUGCAAGAAGGACAUCCUAUUGCCUUUGAGAGUCACAAGUUGAAUGAUACAAAGAGGCGUUACACUGUCCAAGAGAAGGAGAUGACCGCGGUGGUGCAUUGUCUGAGAACUUGGCGUCACUACUUGCUUGGUUCACACUUCAUCGUCAAGAUAGACAAUGUGGCUACAAGCUACUUCCAAACUCAAAAGAAGUUAAGCCCCAAACAAGCUAGGUGGCAAGACUUCUUGGCUGAGUUUGAUUUUGAAUUUGAAUACAAGUCAGGCAAGACUAAUGUGGUAGCUGAUGCGCUGAGUCGCAAGGCUGAGUUGGCGGCCAUUUCUAUGGCUGAAGGAGAUAUUGUGCAUACCAUCAAGGAAGGGUUGCAUCACGAUCCACUAGCCAAGAAGUUGGUGGAGUUGGCUAGAGAAGGUAAGACCAAAAGAUUUUAG